Gigantopelta aegis is the source of this 1510-nucleotide messenger RNA. RefSeq lists its product as uncharacterized. The transcript has 8 exons. Lineage: Eukaryota; Metazoa; Mollusca; Gastropoda; Neomphalida; Peltospiridae. Bases 745 to 1461 code for a protein of 238 amino acids. Gene Ontology annotation, biological process: regulation of apoptotic process. Gene Ontology annotation, molecular function: death domain binding; protease binding. The record is from RefSeq and is a predicted model, not a curated record.
AAAAAGUGCUGGAAAAUAUAGUAGGGUCUCAGAAAAAUAAAGGAGGGCGGAGAACGUGAAAGGAGGGCGGCAAAAUGUAAUAGCAGGGCGGGCCGCCCCGCUUAAAUGGAGCAGCAAGAACACUGUGUAGUGUUGCGUGAGAGCGUGAUCUGUUUACAUAAGUGUGAGACUCACGCCAAAUGCGUGACAGUUGACAGUUUCCUCAACUGGCUCGGCCUUAAAUUCUUCCGUCAUAACUAGCAGCACCACAUUCGUUUUUACUUUCACAAUGCCUGCUGUUAAACAAGAGGAUAUGGAGGCAAAGUGCUUUCAGUUAAAUCGUGUGGCUAUUGUGUCAAACAUUUCUGAUGAGAACAGUUUGAAUUUCAUUAUUGAUCAUUUAUUGAGCCAACAGAUUGUAACAAAUGCCAUGAUGGAAAUAGUGAAGGUCAAAGGAACCCGGUCGGAUAAGAUACGGGCACUUCUUGACAUCCUGGUGAGGCGACAAAAGGGAACGUUUUCUGUUUUCUGUCAGGCCUUGGUUCUGACGGGCCACCAGGAUCUCUGUGAGAAAUUGGAGAACACCAUGAAGUCUCUAGACCCUUCCUACACUUUCCUGCAGAUUGACGCCAAUUCUGAGUCUACCCAUGGGCCCAACACGGGCCAUGUGACUACAGAACAACAAACAGUGCCUGCUGUUAAACGAGGAUAUGGAGGCAAAGUGCUUUCAGUUAAAUCGUGUGGCUAUUGUCUCAAAGAUUGCUGAUGAUUAUUGAUCAUUUAUUGAGCCACCAGAUUGUAACAAAUGCCAUGGUGGAAAUAGUGAAGGUCAAAGGAACCCUGUUGGAUAAGAUACGGGCACUUCUUGACAUCCUGGCGAGGCGACAAAAGGGAACGUUUUCUGUUUUCUGUCAGGCUUUGGUUCUGGUGGGCCACCAGGAUCUCUGUCAGAAAUUGGUGAACACCAUGAAGUCUCUAGACCCUUCCUACAUUUUCCUGCAGAUUGACAGCAAGUCUGAGUCUACCUCCGGGCCCAACACGGGCCAUGUGACUACAGAACAACAAACAGUGCCUGCUGUUAAACAAGAGGAUAUGGAGGCAGAGUGCUUUCAGUUAAAUCGUGUGACUAUUGUCUCAAAGAUUGCUGAUGAGAACAGUUUGAAUUUGAUUAUUGAUCAUUUAUUGACCCAACAGAUUGUAACAAAUACCAUGAUGCAAUCAGUGAAUGUCAAAGGAACCCUAUCGGAUAAGAUACGGGCACUUCUUGACAUCCUGGAGAGGCGACAAAAGGGAACGUUAUCUGUGUUCUGUCAGGCCUUGGUUCGGACGGGCCACCAGGAGCUCUGUCAGGAAUUGGAGAAAACCACAAAGUCUCUAGACCCUUCCUACACUUUCCUGCAGAUUGACAGCAAGUCUGAGUCUACCUCCGGGCCCAACACGGGCCAUGUGACUACAGAACAACAAACAGGUGAGAGGUUGUAAAGGAUUUCAUCUGAAUAUGACGGAUCCCACCCCUUUAAUGGGAGGGAUU